This is a messenger RNA of Striga asiatica, 732 nucleotides long. The record is from the annotation of a GenBank genome assembly. Lineage: Eukaryota; Viridiplantae; Streptophyta; Magnoliopsida; Lamiales; Orobanchaceae.
AUGGAAGAGGAAACGGUCAAGGAGGUCCUCUCGGAGAUCCGCACGGUCCCCAAGAUCCGGCCAGGCCAGGCGGGCCGGGCCCAAGCAGCAAACCGUGAGUGCGAGAGCCCGUUCAUAAAAAACGCGCCUUUGCUGUCAGCAAACGCUGGCAAGGGCCACCCGAACGGCGCCACCUGCAUUAAGCCGUACGUUGCGUUGGCCGGCGCAGGCGCCGGCGCCUACGUGUUCGAGGAUUUCGGCUCCGAGAUCUGCAGCACGGUCGGCGAGUGCGAGAGCGUGUGCACGAAUCCGGCGGAGAAUAGAGAGGAGAAAGGAGAGGACUCUCGUGAGCAUCCCCGGCGGAUGUCGCCGGCGAGGCGCCGGAACACGUCAUCCACCGGCGAGGGAAAAAGGGAGAAGAGCGUCGGCAGGUCACCGGGUCGGAGGUCUGAUCCCUCGCCUGGCCGGUCCAGAACCGGGAACGGGAGAAGAGACGGCGGGGAGGGUUCCGGUCGGCGGUCGAGGUCUCCGGCGGCGCGCACGGAAACCGGGUCGGUGAGAUCGGGACCCGGAAGGAGCCCGUCUGCGAGGAAAAGGGGCAAAUCUCCGGGUCGGGUGGGAUCCGGGUUGGGAGAGAGGGAUCGGAAAGUGGGCGAGGAGAGGAAGGACGGCGGUGACCGGCGGUGCCCGCCGACGAACGACGAGUCGCUAGAAAACCCGCUUGUGUCCUUGGAAUGUUUUAUAUUUCUUUAG